Molecule: messenger RNA, 1308 nt
Organism: Symbiodinium sp. CCMP2592
Lineage: Eukaryota; Dinophyceae; Suessiales; Symbiodiniaceae
Source: the annotation of a GenBank genome assembly
AUGACAAAGGGAGGUGGAAAGAUUCAAACAAUAUUUUCAGGGUGUACAAACCGUCAAUUCUUCAUUGCCCAGGCUUUAUGUGUCGUGAAACGGAGAACUCUUCCCUGGAUUUCCUUGGAAAAGGUGUGCAGACACGCGAAUGCCACGGCAUCUGCUGCUCAGGUGCCUGUGCAGCCUGCUUGGAAGGGCACGCCGCCACGGCAGUCUUCGCUGCCCUUUCGGCCGGAUGGGCGUAUAAACUACGAGUCCAUCGACCAGAGCCCGGUGUCUCAGGUGCUCAUGGGCACCGUCAGGCACCUCCUGGCCGAGUCAGCUGGUCGCGACAGCCCAACACCAGGAUACGAUGGAGUCAUGGAGCUGGUCAGGGAAGUGAACGACAUGGAGGGUACGGCGAAAGAGUUGCAAGUGCGAGCCCGCAAAGUCUUUGAAGGCAUCCUGCCGAACCUUUUCAUCGGCUGGAUUCCACCUCUCUGGAAGAAGUAUUUCCAGCCCAAUGCACCUCAGUGGCUGAGCAACUAUUCCUUCUUCCUCGUUUUCUACUUGCUCUUCCCGUGGCUCAUGGGGCCCAUGGAGGGGGAUGACCACGUGGAUGUCGAGGUCCCCCAGAGCUGGCGAAGCGUACUGCCUUUCUUGCCCGAGUCAGUGCGGGUUCCGCAGACGGUCAAGGCAGAGAGGUGCCGAUUCCUGGAGAGCGCGAACUGCGCCUCCGUUUGCGUGAACACUUGCAAGGUACCCUCGCAGGGCUGGUUGACUGAUGACUUCGGGAUGAAGCUGCACAUCCAGCCGAACUACGACGAUUUCAGUUGCCGCUGGAAGUUCGGAGUGGAGGCGCCGCCUUUGGAGGAGGAUGAGGCUGUGAUGGUGCCGUGCUUCACCACCUGCCCGUCCGAGUACAAAGGCACGAAGGACGCUUUGAGCAUGCGGCAGAAGCUGCGUGCUGAUGCAGAGGCAGCUGAGCUGGAGGCAUCCAACGACCAUGGGAUGAAGCCGGAAGUUGAUCUUGAACGCAAAGGGCUUUCGGACUACGGCACGGCCAAACUGCCACUAUCCAAGUCUGGAUGGGCGUCGGAGGAACUGUUCCUCUUGGCGGGCCUCGUAUGCAUCAUCUUCAGCACCAUCGGGUCAACCUACUACUACUGGGCCCUGCUGCCUGCGUGGGAGGCCGAUGAAUCACUGGGGUGGACGAAAUCCUCGACGACGCUCAUCAGCUGGAGUAGCACGGUGGCCGAGGCUGCCGGACUCCUUGUGGCAGGGCCGCUCUCGGACGCUCAGCUGAAGUAUAUUAUUGUAAAUCAUAGUAUGUUAUAG